Tachysurus vachellii is the source of this 999-nucleotide messenger RNA. Its product is annotated as trace amine-associated receptor 13c-like. Bases 1 to 999 code for a protein of 332 amino acids. NCBI's taxonomy places the organism in Eukaryota, Metazoa, Chordata, Actinopteri, Siluriformes, Bagridae. Gene Ontology annotation, biological process: G protein-coupled receptor signaling pathway. Gene Ontology annotation, cellular component: membrane. Gene Ontology annotation, molecular function: trace-amine receptor activity. The record is from RefSeq and is a predicted model, not a curated record. The transcript has a single exon.
AUGCCUGUAUUGAUGAAUCUGACAGUGUUUAAUCAGUCUAAUCGCUGUGAUCUUUUCUCCUGUCCAGAGAGCUCUGUAUCUCCUGCAGUUUAUAUCUUACUGUACGUGUGUUCAGCUGCUGUGGUUCUGCUAACAGUGUGUGGAAAUCUGCUCAUCAUCAUCUCUGUUAUUCACUUCAAGCAGCUUCACACACCAACAAACAUGCUGGUGCUCUCUCUGGCUGUGUCGGAUUUCUUCAUUGGAGCUUUAGUGAUGCCAGCAAUGUUCAUCUGGACAAUUGAGUCAUGCUGGAUUUUUGGGGGAGAUCUCUGCAUUGUCUUUUCUUUAACUUAUAGCUUCCUUACAACAAUAUCAAUCUAUAAUAUCACUCUGAUUGCUGUGGAUCGAUAUUUGGCUCUCUCAAACCCCUUUCUCUACAUGAACAGAGUCUCUGUGAGGAUCGGUUGUGUUGUAAUUAUUUUUAACUGGUGUGUGAUGCUGAUCUAUAUUUUAACAUUCAUGUAUUUCAAUUUCACAAAUUCUGUAAUGUGUCCUGGAGAGUGUUUAAUCAUUGUGAAUGAGGUUUGGUAUGUAAUUGAUCUCAUAUAUUCAUUUAUAUUUCCAUUUUCUUUCAUAAUCAUAUUGUAUAGUCAAGUUUUUGUGAUUCCUAAGAAACAUGUCACUGCUAUCAGAGAGCUUAAUAAUCACACACGGCCUAAAACACAGAAAAUCAUCUCACACUCCAUGAAAUCUGAGAGAAAAGCAGCUAAAGUCCUCGGUAUUUUAGUGUCUGUGUUUCUGGUGUGUUUACUUCCAUAUUUUAUUUACAGUUUAUUAGGGAAUGUUAUUGAACUACAGACAGAAAUAUUUCAGGAACUUCUGAUCAUACUCUAUGUUAAUUCCACUAUUAAUCCAGUUAUUUAUGCUUUAUUUUAUCCGUGGUUCAGGAGGUGUGUUAAGUUAACUGUAACUUUACAAAUAUUUCAGACAGACUCCUCAUUAAUCAAUGUACUUUCAUGA